AUGAGGGGAACUAUUAACAUUGUAUGGACAAAGAUUUUUAUGAUUCGCGUUCUGCACCGCAGAAGACUCAACACAAUAAUAGCAGACUUGCACUCGAAGUUUGGCCCGGUAGUUCGCAUCGGCCCCAAUGAGCUUUCUUUCAGCACGGUUAAUGCACAGAAGAAGAUCUACAAUAGCUCUAACAACAACAUAAACACAUACUUUACCAAACAGUGGACUGUACAAGAGCAAGCCGAAAACCUAUUGCUAGUCGGAACAAACAUCAUCACGACACAUGACAAAGAGUUGCACAGGAAACUGAAGAGAGGCAUUCAACCAGCAUUCACUCCCAAUGCUCUGAAAGACCAAGAGCCAUUGAUCCAACAGCAUGUACGAGGCAUGAUUGGCCGGCUGGACGAGAUCGUCCAAAAGCCACACCAGGUAACGAACAUCGGCGAUGUCAUUUCUGCGAGUGUAUGGGAGCUUGUUUCAGACCUAAGCUUUGGUGAUACAUUAACAGGAAAUGGAAGACUGAUGUUCGAUUAUUUCAUCAACAAUGCAAACUCGGUCAUGGCAGCAUAUGGUUUAUACGAUUACCUCUUCCCCUUUGGCUCUUGGGUGCUUCCUUCGCUCAUGAAACCUCUUGGUAAAUUGCUGCAGAGUUUCCCUUACGCAUCGACUACGACCGGACAUGUAGUCAGCGCGUCCACGCUCAGAAAUUGCUUGCAAAGACAGCAUGAGAGAAGAGAUUUCAUGACGGCAAUCCUUGACCAUUGUGCACAGACGGGCUUCCACCUGAGUGAUGAUGAGCUGGUUCAAAACUCUUCCAUUUUGUUCCUCGCUGGCUAUGGAACGACGGCUAUGACGAUGACUGCUACAUUCUACCAGCUUCUCCGUAACCCGGAAUAUAUGGCUGCUGUACAAUCAGAACUCCGGAACGCUUUUCCCAGCCAGGAAUCGAUCACUGCGGAUGGCCUCGCAAAGCUCCGCUAUCUCCCCAGUGUAAUCUUUGAGACUCUUAGGCUGAUGCCACCCAUCAAUACCCGCUUUGCCGACCGAACAUGUCCUGGAACGGAGAUCAAUGGCAUUUACAUUCCGAAAGGCACGGUAGUCUCUGCUAACGUUUUUUCCAUGCAAAGGAUGUCCGAGUAUUGGGCUGAACCUUUGUCUUUCAGGCCUGAGCGAUGGUUUGACAAUGGACCAGGCACUCUGUUUGAACACGACAACAGGGAAGCUUACAAGCCCUUUCUUUCGGGAACUAGAGGCUGUAUCGGAAAGGAGAUGGCGUACCAGACACUCCGCAUUUCUCUCGGCCAUCUGCUCUAUCGCUACGAUUAUACAAUGGUAAACACUGAUCUUGAUUGGGACCGAGAUGUCCCUUCUGCGGUAUCUUUCCAGAGGUUCAAAUGUGUUCAGGUGAAUGUUCACCCACGGAAGUCAUAA
Molecule: messenger RNA, 1422 nt
Organism: Bipolaris maydis ATCC 48331
Lineage: Eukaryota; Fungi; Ascomycota; Dothideomycetes; Pleosporales; Pleosporaceae
Product: cytochrome P450
Molecular function (GO): monooxygenase activity; heme binding; oxidoreductase activity, acting on paired donors, with incorporation or reduction of molecular oxygen
Source: RefSeq, a predicted model, not a curated record